AUGGGUGCCGUCUUUUCUUGCAUCAGAGACCUCUUCCGCUCCAUCGGAGCCUGCAUCAUGGGCGUCGUCAACGCAAUCGCCUCUGGCAUCAAGGUCGUUAUCAAUGGUAUCGUCUCGGUCCUCGGCGUCCUCGUCUCCUGCCUUACCUGCGGCUAUGUCGGACGGAGGAGGAGGGCCUCUACACGCACGCAUCACAGAACGAGAAGGGUCUACUAG
This is a messenger RNA of Aspergillus calidoustus, 216 nucleotides long. The record is from the annotation of a GenBank genome assembly. Lineage: Eukaryota; Fungi; Ascomycota; Eurotiomycetes; Eurotiales; Aspergillaceae.